Molecule: messenger RNA, 6640 nt
Organism: Apodemus sylvaticus (European woodmouse)
Lineage: Eukaryota; Metazoa; Chordata; Mammalia; Rodentia; Muridae
Gene: Rora
Product: RAR related orphan receptor A
Exons: 10
Coding region: 140-1543 (467 amino acids)
Biological process (GO): regulation of transcription by RNA polymerase II; negative regulation of inflammatory response
Cellular component (GO): nucleus
Molecular function (GO): RNA polymerase II cis-regulatory region sequence-specific DNA binding; zinc ion binding; nuclear receptor activity
Source: RefSeq, a predicted model, not a curated record
GCCUCUUAUGGCUCGGGAUGGCUCUCGGCGGGCGGGCAGCUGCGGCAGCUGCUGCUGUGGCUCGGGCGGCGGCGGCAAGAGGGGGCUCCGGGGUCGGACAGUCGGCUCUCCCUGCGCUCUCCGCACCGCGGCGUAAAGGAUGUAUUUUGUGAUCGCAGCGAUGAAAGCUCAAAUUGAAAUUAUUCCAUGCAAGAUCUGUGGAGACAAAUCGUCAGGAAUCCAUUAUGGUGUCAUUACGUGUGAAGGCUGCAAGGGCUUUUUCAGGAGAAGUCAGCAGAGCAAUGCCACCUACUCCUGUCCUCGUCAGAAGAACUGUUUGAUCGAUCGGACCAGCAGAAACCGCUGCCAGCACUGUCGGCUGCAGAAAUGCCUGGCCGUGGGGAUGUCUCGAGAUGCUGUCAAGUUUGGCCGGAUGUCCAAGAAGCAAAGAGACAGCUUGUACGCCGAGGUGCAGAAGCACCGGAUGCAGCAGCAGCAGCGCGACCACCAGCAGCAGCCUGGGGAGGCUGAGCCGCUGACGCCCACUUACAACAUCUCAGCCAAUGGGCUGACGGAACUGCAUGAUGACCUCAGCACCUACAUGGACGGGCACACCCCGGAGGGCAGCAAGGCAGACUCAGCUGUCAGCAGCUUCUACCUGGACAUCCAGCCCUCCCCAGACCAGUCGGGAUUGGACAUCAAUGGGAUCAAACCCGAACCCAUAUGUGACUACACACCAGCAUCUGGCUUCUUCCCCUACUGCUCCUUCACCAAUGGAGAGACUUCCCCAACCGUGUCCAUGGCAGAACUAGAACACCUUGCACAGAACAUAUCCAAAUCCCACCUGGAGACCUGCCAGUACUUGCGGGAAGAGCUCCAGCAGAUAACGUGGCAGACCUUCCUGCAGGAGGAGAUUGAGAACUACCAGAACAAGCAGAGAGAGGUGAUGUGGCAGCUGUGUGCCAUCAAGAUUACAGAAGCUAUCCAGUACGUGGUGGAGUUUGCCAAACGCAUUGAUGGAUUUAUGGAGCUGUGUCAAAAUGAUCAAAUUGUGCUUCUAAAAGCAGGCUCACUGGAGGUGGUGUUUAUCAGGAUGUGUCGUGCCUUUGACUCUCAGAACAACACCGUGUACUUUGACGGGAAGUAUGCUAGCCCUGAUGUCUUCAAAUCCUUAGGUUGUGAAGACUUCAUUAGCUUUGUGUUUGAAUUUGGGAAAAGUUUGUGUUCUAUGCACCUGACUGAAGACGAAAUCGCAUUAUUUUCUGCAUUUGUACUGAUGUCAGCAGAUCGCUCGUGGCUUCAGGAAAAGGUAAAAAUAGAAAAACUGCAACAGAAAAUUCAGCUAGCCCUUCAGCAUGUCCUACAGAAGAACCACCGAGAAGAUGGAAUUCUAACAAAGCUAAUCUGCAAGGUGUCUACGUUACGAGCCCUAUGUGGACGACACACAGAAAAGCUAAUGGCAUUUAAAGCAAUAUACCCAGACAUUGUGCGACUCCAUUUUCCUCCGUUAUACAAGGAAUUGUUCACUUCAGAAUUUGAGCCAGCAAUGCAAAUUGAUGGGUAAAUGUAGCACCUGAGCACUUCUAGAACAUCUGGAGUACAAACAUGAAAGUAAGAGAGAACAUAAAAAAAGGAAAUAAAAUAAUAACAACGAAGACAAAUUUAACUGAGACACUUUCUAUGGCCCUGAGAGCCCUGGAGCGCCAACACACUGCACAGACAUCUUGUGGUGAUCGGGGUUCAGGCACAAAGGGGAAACAAUCAAAUCCAAUAAAAGCUGAACGUGUUUUGCUCAUGCAUACGAUUUCCACUAUGCCUACAGAAAUGGACCCUUUUUCUGUCUCAACUUCUAGAGCGGUUGACCGUGGCAUGUAACAGGAGGAGGGCACUACAGUCGGAGGAGUCCCUUUUCUCAUAGCUCACUGCCCACAGACUCUUACGGGUAACAGCAGAGUCCAGCGUUAAUCGGUGACCCCGGUGUGUGUGGCGGGAGGUGCAGCGUCACUUUGCACAGCUUGCUUUUCUGUGUCAUGAAGGAAGAUUUUGUUUCUCUCACCGAUUAUUGCCGGUCAGCAGGAUGGUGUGAAAGGGGAUCCAUUGCGCUCGCAACAAUAGCAUUAUAAUAUAUUACACAGGGUAAAUGGGCAUGAAGACUAUAUAUAGCUAAAGAGAUAUUGUUUAUAUAUUGUUUUAAUUAAUAUAAAAUGUAGUGACUGGCGUAGCUUUUCCUGUUGAAUUGAUAAGGCACUUUCCGUUUUUGCACCUUUUUGUUUCCUUUAAAUUAAAUGCUAGCGUGUUCACUGUCGCUGUGUCGCAUGUACACCAGAAACACAAGUUUAGCUGAGAAGGCUUGGAAGGUACGUCGGGAGGUAUUUAUGCUGCUGUUUACAAACAAAAAACAAAAAACAAAAAAAAAACCAAUUACUUUUAAAAGACUGGCUGGUCAUAUCCAGAAAUCAACAUGUUGAAUUUUUUUUCCCACCUGUAAAUUUGGAAUUAGUAAUGGACUGCUCCCUAAAUCAUACUUUGUUUUGCAUGCAAUUAAGAAUGGGUGUGUUUAAGAUUCAUCCAGAACUGAAGGAGUGUCUGGUGCUGUGGGCUUAAACCAUGUGUGCAUAUUUUUUUUUUUUUUUUGGUCUUUAAAAUGCUACCUUUGGGAGGUGGAGAUGGAGAGGCUCAUUUAACACAAGUCAGUAGUCACAGGGACAGAGUGUCAUCUUGCAGUUCUGAUGCUUUCAGAACAAAUUAGCAGCUGGGAUAUUUACUGGAGUCUAGCUCUUAUUUAGAAGAAGGACCCAAAGAUUCCAUGUGGAACAAACACACUCCCCACAGGAAGCAUUCGUUGAAUGUCUUGUGUUCUUGGCAUCAGGAGCCCUAAGAAGUCACCUCAGAGUGAACUGACCCUAGACUAGCUGUCCCAGAUUCUAGACUGCUGGUCUCCAUAUCGGGUAGACGGUGGAUGAAGAGGGAGGGAGACAGUGUUGACCCUGGUUCCUAUGUUUAAGAUACGCCUUCAGAGCGAAGGUGGGGCCAGCUGCAGACAUUUGUGUAUGUAUCCUCACUAGAAAACUGUGGACUGUAAUUUAUUUUAUUAAAUAUAUAGAAGAUAGUUUGGCUUUUGUGUUCAGGUAAAAAGUAUUGAGGUUUUGAUUCAUUUUGCAUUAUUUAAAAAUAAUCCCCAGUGGGAGGAGGAAGGAGCUUUCUUAUGUUCAUAGGUAUGCAUAUUUUAAGACCAAGUGCCCUGGGAUUAGAGAGAUGCUUCUUCAGUGGUCAAUAGUGCUUACUGCUCUAUCAGAGGACCAAAGCCUGGAACCCAGCUAGCAGAUCAGGCAACUCACAAAAGCCUGUCACUUCAGCCCCAAGAUAUCAGUGUCCCUUUCUGGCCUCUGUGGGCACACACACACACACACACACACACACAUACAUAGAGUAAGAGAUAAACAUAAAAAUAAAUCCUUAAAAACAAGUGCUCCUUUGAGAAUUUAGGAGGCAUUUAGGAGAUGACUUUGGUCACAAGACACUGGUCUGGCAUCAAAGACCGUAUCUGUAGACAAAAAGGGAACGUUUUCCGUGGUAAAUGGGGGCAGGGUGCACUUUUAUGAAGCCCUGUAUACCCAACUGCCUCCUUUGCCCACAGGGUCCUUCUAGACUCUUUCCAGCAUUUCUGUUCCUGCUGAUGUCCAUCUGAUGGGUUCCCAGGGCCAGCUUCCCAGAGCACUUCACAAUUUUUAACUUCACUGACUUUCUGCCUUAUUUACUGAGGGACUUGGAAAGUAGGAAGGAAUUAUUCGUAUAGAAUUGUGUGGGGGAAGCCUAAGUAACAUCUAACAUUUUUUUCAAAAACAUAGUAAGGGUUUAACCAUAAACAGGGGAAGUGAUAUUUACUUAAAUUUCUUACAAGCAUAGAAAAUUUUAUGUGUUUAUAUGGAGAGGUUAGUGGUCAGCAUAUAGUAUUUAUAUUUGGGCAAGAAGGGGUAAAUCAAAAUUUUAUUUAAGCAUAGUUCCUUUAAAGAGUAAUAGUAUUUAUAUUCUGAAGAGAGAGUACGGUUUUGUUAUUUAUUUGCCCUUUUUUUUUUCCUGUUGUUUCUCCUGUGUGAGGGAAUGGUGUGAGGUUUGGGUUUGGUUUUUGUUUUUCCUUUCUUGUUUAGUUCUUCAGAUUCACUAAAUUUGGGGAUAGAUUUAGUAAAGUAUAUUAACUUCAUUUUAACCAAAGCUUUCUGCAUAUGACCAGCCUCAGGUGCUAGCGCACUAAAGAGCAACUAAACCCAAUUCCAGUGUCCACGUGUGACUAAGGAGAACUGGCUGAGCGUCUCUAAGGGUGAGAGAGAGAGGGGAAGAGAGAAAGAGAGAGUGUGUGUGUGAUAUUGAACUUCAGAGAAAUUCAUUUUCCCAGGAAGGAUUCUGUAUGUACCUAAUACAAAACUCAAACACAAGAUACUUCAAUCUCAGCAUGAUGCCAUGGUGACAUUGCUUUUACAACACACCAGGAGAGAGCAGUGUGACUGCUUCCAGGUAUUCCUGAAAGAAAAGCAGGAAGAUGGCUUUCAGAGCAAAGUCCUCCGACAUUGUAGGGAUGGAGCUAUAGAGCCAGAUGUGCUCUGGGAAACUGAGAGGACAAUUGACUAGGAUAAGUUGAGAGUCACGGUGAGUCCAGAACAGGAUGUAAAACUUUGGCAUUUUUCUUUUCUUCCUGAUUAUGAGACCCACUUGGUUGUUCCACAAGGUGGUUGAUGGCACAGAAUCAUGAGGCUUAAUAGUUCAUGUCAUUAAACUUGCCUGAACUUAAAGGCUCCCCAGUCUCCUGGGGACUGAACCAUAUUGUCAGCUCCGCUGCAAGAGCACCAUCAGGUAGCCUUCUCUACAGAAGGUAAAUGAGGCUUUCCUACAAAAUCUGAAUGUUGUUGCUUGAUAUGCAAACGAUCCAGGAACAUCAUGAGAAACUGGCCUUGGCCACAAAGAAAUCCAAAGUGCAGUUGAAAGCAUGUUUUGGACAGACCACAAAUUGUGCUAAGGCUGUGAGUUUGGAGUUGUUUUGUUUAAAGCACUCAGUAUUCUAAUUUGUGCUAAAUCCAUGAAUUAUUUUUUCCCAAAGUCUUUAACAUCCUGUUUCACCCUUCCUAACUUAAGGAAAACAUGACUUAAGACUCUGCUUCUAAGUUUGGUUGUUCUUUAGCCAGUGGCUACCAGAUCUCUGUGAGUGGGUGGGGGUCAGGGGAGGAAGGAGCGUGUUCACCUGUGUGUGUAUGUGUGUGUGUGUGUGUGUGUGUGGCUUUUGCGUGUAUGCAGUGUGUAUGUUAGACCGCUUCUAGGCUACUAAGUGUCAAUGGAAAAGAAAAUGUAUUCAAAAUACAUAAAUCAAAACUAGAAGAUGGAAAAAAAAAGAUUUAUUCUAUACAAAGCCUUGUCUGGACCACUCUAGAGAGACUUCUAUUUUUUUAACCCUCUAUAAAUAUUUGAUGGCACUAGAAAUAUUCCUGCAAUAAAAUGUGAUUUGUGUAAAGAAAAAAAAAGAUUUUGUAAUGUGAAACAAAGAAAGAAAGUAAUGUAAUUUUCUAAAAAAAAAAAUACAAACAAACAAACUUUGUAUUAUUUUCUUGAUGGAAUUUGCCUAUCUGUCUUUGGAGAACUUUUUAUUUCCUUGAAUGUGCCAUAGUAGAUGUAUGUGCUUUUUGUUUUAGACUAAGGGGUGGCUGCUUGUGUUCCGACAUUCCAAAAUGCAAAGCAACUUAGCAGAAGCCUUGACGAAGAGGUUUCGGUAGGAUGCAAGCGUCUCUCCUUGUUGCUUGUUUUGCACACGUCUUUUCAUUCUUAUCUAGUGCAAUAUCUGUACAUAGAGCACUUGCGGGUGUACUUUGAUCCCUCAGGGAAAAACACAUAUUUGUACAGUUGUUGGGUUUGUUUUGGUUUUUUGUUUGUUUGUUUGUUUGUUUUUUGAUUCAUUUUCCUUUUUUGUUUUUUUGGCUAUGGAAUGUCGAUCGAAUCACUUGUUAUUGUUGAGAGGCAGCCAGAUAAUCAGCCUAAAGCCACUGUUUCAAACACCGAUUGUUUGAGUCAUGUCUUUCCAGUACUAUUAUUUUAAAAUGAUAAUAAUAAUAAUAAUAAUAAUAAAAAGCUAUUUUCUGACAGUUCUUUGUGCUGACUGGUGGAAAACAAAAGGGUAAACGUAAUAAUAAUAAUAAGCACCUUAUGGUUGACUUACUGUGAAUGACAAUCCAUCUUGGUGUCAAGGACAGAGCCCUGUUGUCUAGAGUUGGGGCUGAGAGUCAGAAACACUGCGCUCAGGGAACUUCUAAAACUCUUAAAAACAGGGUGGCCAGUGGACUGGGGCAAAUUGUGGUUUUACUAUUAAAAACAAUGAUGGUAACAGUAUCCCUCCAAGGCACAAGCGAACUGUAGAGAAAUGUCUGUCUGUCUGUCUGUCUGCCUGUGUGAAUUCUUCACCUGUCUCAUCUUGUUGAGUUCAAAAUUCCUGUUUAAAAGCAAAUUAACUCCUGAGGCAGUGCAGUGUGGAUGGAAGAUGAACCCAGCAGUGACAGCCCAGUCAGGGAGCACAGUAUGGCCAUCUACUGUUUCCCUAAUAAUUAAAAUGCCCCUGUGAAAUACACCUUUCAACAGUUUCAGAUUUGGUGUGUUAGGAAUUUAGAUUUUUUUUUUUAAACCA